GACUGAAACUGUUACCGAGUUUACUGCGCAUCUCAGGAGUGAAUUAUUUCAAUCGCUUUAAAAAAAAAAACUCAGCUCAAACUGAAGAGGGGGAGAAAAUAGCUGAGUUUACUUUAAAGUGAUUCCGAGGACCAAGGAGAGAGGGAGAGAAGGAGCAAGUACACCGCUCUCCCUCUGUGUGUAACGGGGCAGCAUGGUGCAGAAAAUGAGCCACACGGAGAGCACCGCCGAGGCGCUGUCCUUUUUCGUCGGGGAUUCGAGCUCCGACUCCGGGGCGUGCAUGGAUCUGGACCCGGCCGCCUCGCCUCUCUCCCCGGGCUCCACAGCUUCUUCGACCGCCGGCGACAAGCUGGGAGACAACCCGGCAUGGUGUAAGACUCCAAGCGGCCACAUCAAGAGACCCAUGAACGCCUUUAUGGUCUGGUCACAGAUAGAGAGGAGAAAGAUUAUGGAGCAGUCUCCGGACAUGCACAACGCUGAGAUCUCCAAAAGGCUGGGGAAGCGUUGGAAGCUGCUCAGAGACAGCGACAAGAUCCCCUUCAUCAGAGAGGCGGAACGGCUCAGGCUCAAGCACAUGGCGGACUAUCCCGACUACAAGUACCGGCCGAGGAAGAAGGUAAAAUCAAGCGCCUCUAAGCCUGGCAGUAACGGAGAGAAGGGAGAGAAAGUCAACAGUAGCUCGAACAACACCAGCACUAAGACAUCCUCAUCUUCGAGGAAGAAUGGAUCCAAAUCCCCCAUCAGCAGCAAACCCCACAAAUCACUUUUCGGGAGCAGCAGCAGUAGCACCAAAGCAUCACCGUUUGCCUCUGAGCACCCAUCAGAGCACCACCACAACUCUCUCUACAAGUCGAGAUCUGGCUCUUCGGCGGCCAAGCAGAUACCAGACAGCAAGAAGCCCAAGCGGGUUUACGUCUUCGGGAGCAGCGCGGCCAGCCUGAGCGUCAGCCCCACGUCCUCCCUCGUGGUCCCGGCCAGCCCGACUCUCAGCAGCUCGGCGGACUCCAGCGAUCCGCUCAGCCUGUAUGAGGACGCGGGCAGCGGCAAAGAGGAGGGAGCCGAGUCCCCCGGCGGCGUCAGCAGCAGCAGCAGUAGCCGCAGCAGCAGCAGCAGCAGCAGCAGCAGCAGCUCCAGCAGCCUGGGCGGGUCUUCGGAGCGCCACGGCGGGCACACAUACAGCAGUCGGCGGGCUUCCUCGCCGACUCCCUCCGGCUCUCACUCCUCCGCCUCGUCCCACUCGUCCUCCUCCUCUUCCUCGGAGGACGAGGAGUUCGAGGACGACUUGCUCGACAUUAACCCGAGCCCCAGCUUUGAUAGCAUGUCGCUGGGGAGCUUUGGCUCCUCGGUGCUGGACAGGGACUUGGAUUUGAACUUUGAAUCCGGCUCCGGGGGCUCCCACUUCGAGUUCCCCGACUACUGCACGCCCGAAGUCAGCGAGAUGAUCUCCGGGGACUGGCUGGAGUCCACCAUCUCCAACUUGGUGUUCACGUACUGAGCGAGCAGGGGAGCAAACGACGACAGGUAACGUCCUGCGAGCAAAAACAUGACCACAAACAGAACCAGGGGUCCCUGGUACAGUGGGUGUAAUAGUUUGUGUUAUAACUACACCAGACUAGCAAAGACCCACUGAAACUAGCCCCCGUCCCUUCUCUGCCAUAAAAGCAAGCGCUGCAAGUCCUUGGAAAGCUAAACUUUGGGGCGAAUAACUUGCUUUUUGUACCUUUCUUUGGAUGUGUGGACUGUGGGACUCGGUACAACCACGAAUGUGGAGGGAGUGCAAAACAAGAGAAUAGACGAGGAGAGACAGACCGGGUUUCCCGAUUGUGAAACGCUUCGUCCUGGACUGUUUUUUUUUUUUUUUUUUUUUUUGAACUGAACAACUUAACUGUGAUUGAUUUGCACGUAAUGCGGUCCGCCGUUCACUUAAUCAAUGUUGUUGCUGAUUUAAUAAAGGGACAUUUCACAACUUUUUACCAAUCGCCAAGUGAACUUCACCACUAAAAAGGUACAGAAACAGGACGGUCGUGCGACAUUUUUAUUGCGAUGUCUCACUGAAAGGAAUUUUAAUGAAACCGAGGUGGGUUGAUGUUUUUUUUUUUUUAAGUCGAAUAUUUUCUCAAAAGCAAAAAAAUGUUAAGCAUGAUAGCCUACAUUGUUCCUAUCUUGUGCUGAGAUUUUCUGUAAGACUGUCGAGCAGUUGAAAAAAAAACUAGUAUUAGGAUUAUUUAAAUGGGUAGGUGGCGCUCGCUUCGGUUCUUCUCUUUUUAAAAAAGGACAUUGAAAUAAUCACCAGCUGUUGUAAUUUUUCAAACUUCAGGAUUCAAACGCAACUUCAAAUCUGUGCUGAACUUUAUACACGUGUUCUCAACGAUUCAGGACCAAAAUUCUUUAAUGUUAAUUUCAGAUGAUAGUUAUAGAGAAAUCCUCACCGAUUUUUUUCAUCCUCUGAGCUUUGUUUUGUACUUGUAUUCAGAUGCCAUUUUAUAUGGGAUGUUGUAUUUAUAUACUGGGCCAAGCGUUUUUGACUUGAUCAUUUUUUUAUUUCUUGUAUACAUGAUCUAAUCCUGUUUUUUUUCUUACACGGUUGUUAAUCUGUAUGUCUGUGUCUGUCACAUUUCCUUCUCAGGCGAAGGGCUAGAGUUUUAAAAACACAACUUUUGAUUUCUUUUUAUAUUUAAAUGUACACACUUUUUGGACACUUAAAAGAGAGGAAACAGUUUGAUUAUUUUCUCAGUGUAUUUUUGUACAAAUCUAUAUAGAAAAUGGGGGAGUCAACAAUCGGUGUGUGUAGCCUACUAAUACAGCUGUAUUGGAUUUCCUAAUUUUUAAUACCCCGGCAGGCUGGUUUUCAUGCUGCCUUCAAGUGCUCAUGGCAAGCUCGUACGUAUGAAGUUUGUUGCCAGUUCAAAUGCUUUUGUAAGGACAGCCACCUAAACAGACCUUAUAUCACUAUGUUGCCUAUUGUUUAAUUUUAAAAUGUCAAGGCACUAACUUACUUUUUACUCAAGUGACCAAACAGAGGAGAUAAUACAAAUGAAAUAUGUAAUAAGGUUUUUUUUAAUUUAGUAAUUUGGCGAUAUUUGAUUUGACUUUUACCAGCAAAUAUUGACAAGACCUCUUUGAUGCCCAAUCCCUGAACAUCACGUAUCGUCAGUGCGGGCUUGAGAUACUUAACGACCCAGUUGUGAGGAUGCAAUUACGAUGUUUCUGACAGCACUUGAAGGCAGCACCAGUCUUUGUAUCAGCCUACCUUCUACGUUUACAGUGCUAGUCUGCAGGCUCCUUAAAGACACAGGAACGCAUUAUUUCUAGAGGCUAUUCCUGUGGACUCAGUGGGUUUAACAGCGUCACUAUCUAAAGCAUCCACUUGUUUUUGCAUUUCCUGUCAGACAUCUUGCCUAUGACAACAAAUUAGGAGAUUGUAGCUUUAAAUUUGACUUAUUUCUUGAUGUUUUCAUUAAUUGAUGUCAAAUUUGCCAAUCAACCACUGGAUUGAACAGGCUAUCAAUAUAGCAAGCAAACAACAAGGAUGAUAACAUCAAGCAUAUUCAAAUUUCUGACUUGAGUUCCGCAACACCUACUUGUACUGCGUUUCUCAUUGUAUUUGAAUAUAUAAUCUUUUCUACUUGUCGGCUAACUAUUAGCUAAUAAUUGUUUUAGUAUCUUUAUGGCAUGGUGAAUAGCAUUUGUAUUUCAGAUUCAGGUUAUUAGCUGUUGUGUUUUUCAGAAAAAAAUGAAAAAAAAAUGAGGAAAAAACGCUGAAACGUGAACUCGAUCUUUGUAUAUUUGACUGUAUCAUAAAGCGAAAAGAUUGUGUGUUUAUGUAUGUUGUUGCUAUUGAGGACAGGCACUGUCUAGAACUGCUAUCUUUUACACAUCCUUACUUAGUUUUAAGGUGGUCAGUUCAGGACUCUUUUUUUUUAUAUAUAUAUAUGAAAGCAUUUUUAAAUAUAUUAACUUUAUUUUUCAUCCAUCCUGUGCAAUAUGCUGUGUAGAAUUAUCAUUUAUUGUCUCUAAUCAUGCCAUAAACAAAGGACCCACCCUUUUUUUGAGACUCAGAGAAAGGGGGGAAACUCAUGCCAGCUAAAUUGUGUCCAUUCACUGCCUGUCAGAUUGUUGAUAUAAACUUGUGUACAGAACUUUUUCAAGGAAGGAUAAUAAAUAUCAGCUGGAACUGAAACUCAACAACUCUUUUCUGGAUUCUUGAACUUUCUUUAAAAUUUCUUUGACAGUCAGCAGUAAAGAGUGACACAUUUGUGUAGACAGUAUAAUUAAGAGAUAAAUGGUUAAUAUCAAGUCAAAAUAUCAGCUUUCUGCAUUGAUUAUCACGUCAUUGAUCUUUUGGCAAGAUAUAUAAUGAAAGUAAGACUUUAAAGCGAAAUCACACAGGCCCAAAGCUACUGACUCUGUCACCACUGCACCAGCUUUUUAGUUAGUAACUUCCAUAUUUUAUGGCAACACAGAAUACAGCUGGGUAUAGAAAAUGACAAUUGAUAGCAAACCUUACUAUAUUGAUUGGCUGCUAAAAGAGGUUAACGUGGAAUAACCAACAAAUAUUGACUGCUUUAGGGAAAUCCACUCUAAUU
Messenger RNA from Xiphias gladius (swordfish), 4586 nucleotides. RefSeq names its product SRY-box transcription factor 4b (gene sox4b). Gene Ontology annotation, molecular function: RNA polymerase II cis-regulatory region sequence-specific DNA binding; DNA-binding transcription activator activity, RNA polymerase II-specific. The transcript has a single exon. Bases 194 to 1495 code for a protein of 433 amino acids. Gene Ontology annotation, biological process: anatomical structure morphogenesis; cell differentiation; positive regulation of transcription by RNA polymerase II. NCBI's taxonomy places the organism in Eukaryota, Metazoa, Chordata, Actinopteri, Istiophoriformes, Xiphiidae. The record is from RefSeq and is a predicted model, not a curated record.